Cucurbitaria berberidis CBS 394.84 is the source of this 783-nucleotide messenger RNA. RefSeq lists its product as uncharacterized. NCBI's taxonomy places the organism in Eukaryota, Fungi, Ascomycota, Dothideomycetes, Pleosporales, Cucurbitariaceae. The transcript has a single exon. The coding region runs from base 1 to 783 and encodes 260 amino acids. The record is from RefSeq and is a predicted model, not a curated record.
AUGGCGAUACCACGUCGCUUCAUACUCAUCAUCUCAUCAGUAUUCCUCAUCCUCUUCAUCGCGCUAUCAUUAGCCACGGCGAUAGAGAUACGCGCACCGCUGCAGAACGUCUUCCGAAUAUCCCUCGCGCAAGCUGCGAAAGUGGGCAGUUCAAAUAGUAUAGUUGGAGCGAACGCGCUCCUCAAUGGAACCGGAUUCGAUCGCGGAGAUGUAUGGAACGGGACGAGCAUCAUCUCGGGAGGAACGCCAAUCCCAACUGCGAUAACGAAAACACAAGAAGGUAUGAUUGGGUUCACGCCAACCCCAAGACCAAGUGCGAGUUGGAGUGCUGAAGGGAUCCUCGGACCCGUGCAUACACCUACACCAUCAGUCAUCACAGCGCCACGACCUCCACCAAGUAAUCAGAUUCCCAUCCUCGCUCUGUCAUAUUCCAGGUCCGGAGGUCCAAAGCACUGCCGCGGUGAGCUUCUCCAAAAGAUGGCUUUCGCGCCACCGAUCGAAAAAUGGAAGAAUGGAACAUGCAUCAAUCUCCCAAGCGAAGCGCGCUGUGGGGUUUUCUUCGCUGGAAAAGGCGACAAUUGCGAGGCGCAGCUAUUCAAUAUGGCUAACUGCUACAAUACGACGCGAACAUAUGUAAAUACUGUUGUAUUUAUGCCAGAGGAGCGAGCAGUUGGAGCGCUUUGGAGUAGUAUGUGGGUGAAGUGCGGAGUUGAGGUGCCAGAAGCUAAGAUGCUGGAUCCAAGCAUUCUGGGUGGAUUAUUGAAAAAACCUAGUGGUGGCUGA